GGGUCAUUGAUGUCGGAGUGUAUAUCGUAAAGUAUACCCCAAGUCGAGCUAUUUUGUAAUGGAAAAUUAUCUCACGGUGACCUAAUAUCAACAAAACCCGUUCAAAGAGAGAGGGGAAAAAAAGAAGGGAGGGAAAAAAUAAUGACAUGAUUCUAUGAAACACUCAGACACGCUUUUUUUUUCUCCCUAGUUUUGUGAUCGUUACAUGAUGUACCACACCCUGGAAGCAAAAAACUCGGAAUUGAAUGGACAAGGAUUGAUAAUAUCUUGAAUGUAUUUGUCAGUCAUGGAUAUAUGAUGUAUAUAACAAGGGUAUUAAAGUUGUUCGGCAUAAUUGAUGACCGACAGUAUAAAUAGAAUGAACGUAUGAAAAUAAAAUUAAUGCAACUUUCUUUUUAGUAUGGAAUUGAAAGGAUCUUGUCACUGUGAAAAAGUUCACUUCAAAUUCAUCUCUCAUACACCGGCACCCUUUAUGCGAUGUUAUUGCUCCAUAUGCCGUAAAUGCCAAGGUGGAGGAGGUUACAGUAUUAACAUUAUGGGAGAAUACAAGACACUGGAAGUAACCAAGGGCAAGGAGUAUUUAAAAGGAUACCAAGCCUUGAGAGACAAAGAAAAAGGAGAAUUGGGCGGAAACAUUCGUUACUUUUGUUCUGAAUGUGGUUCUCAUCUCUAUGCUUAUGAUAAAAAAUACGAGGAAUGGUUUUAUCCUUUUGCAAGUGCUAUUGACACUGAUCUUCCAGAAUUAAAACCAGAAGAGUGUUAUCACAUCCUGUUGAAUUCCAAGGCCAAUUGGGUCCAUACUCCUUCUCAUAACACGUUUGAUAUGUAUCCUGAUUGCUCAUUAGAGGCAUGGCACAAGUCAAAUGGCAAAUAUAUUUAGAACAAAAAAAAAAGGUUUUAAUAAAAAGCUUAACUUUGUUCACAAACAAAUACUUUACCCUUUAUAGUCUUGCCGUAAAAUGUAUCUGGAAGAGGAACACAUGCUGAACACACGCGAGCGCGACCGGGCGCGCUUUUUAUUUUAUUUUGGUUGGUGUAAAGAUAACCAUCGAUAAAACUGCAACAAGCCCUUUUUCUUUAAGAAUAACGUAGCUUGUAUAAACUAAGCCUCUUUUGAUAAUCUAUAUACCAAACAUACCACACAGACACACACAAAAAGAGAGAGAGAUAAACAUCGGAGUUUAUUAUCAGACUACACAUCAGUGGGGAUCAUGCAUAUUUUGAAACUUUUUUUUUUGUCAAGAAAGGAAGGAAAGGGUUCCGCGUUUUGCUUGUAAAUUUUCAAGAUGAACAGGUCCCGUGUAACUGUUUUGUUAUUUGGCGG
Rhizopus microsporus ATCC 52813 is the source of this 1324-nucleotide messenger RNA. Its product is annotated as glutathione-dependent formaldehyde-activating GFA. The record is from RefSeq and is a predicted model, not a curated record. The transcript is spliced from 6 exons. NCBI's taxonomy places the organism in Eukaryota, Fungi, Mucoromycota, Mucoromycetes, Mucorales, Rhizopodaceae. Gene Ontology annotation, molecular function: carbon-sulfur lyase activity. Bases 401 to 880 code for a protein of 159 amino acids.